Molecule: messenger RNA, 1782 nt
Organism: Macadamia integrifolia
Lineage: Eukaryota; Viridiplantae; Streptophyta; Magnoliopsida; Proteales; Proteaceae
Product: cytochrome P450 89A2-like
Exons: 1
Coding region: 93-1622 (509 amino acids)
Cellular component (GO): membrane
Molecular function (GO): oxidoreductase activity, acting on paired donors, with incorporation or reduction of molecular oxygen, NAD(P)H as one donor, and incorporation of one atom of oxygen; iron ion binding; heme binding
Source: RefSeq, a predicted model, not a curated record
UCAAGAAUUAACCCUCCAAAUUCUCUACCACACCUUACAAAUAUUCAAGCCCAUUACACCAAUCAUCCGUUUCAUCUCUGUAGAGAUCUCUAAUGGAGGUCUGGUUCAUCUUCUUCCUUUCUCUCUGUCUCUGUGCAGCUAUCAAAUCCUUCCUCCAUCUCUCCUCCCAUGGCAAACCCAAGCAAACAAAUUUCUCCCUCCCUCCAGGCCCUCUUAAAGUACCUAUAAUCGGUAACUUACUAUGGCUUCACAAAUCCUUCACUGAUUUUGAACCAAUCCUCCGAAACCUUCGCCAAAAGUACGGUUCAAUCAUUACCCUCCACAUUGGCUCUCGCCCAGCCAUCUUCAUCACCAACCACUCUCUCGCCCAUAAAGCCCUUAUAGAGAACGGUGCCGCCUUCGCCGACCGCCCACCAGCCACCGAUUCUGAACGAAUCAUUAAUUCUAACCAACACAACAUCAACACUGCUUCCUAUGGUCCUCUUUGGAGAACCCUUCGUCGGAAUCUCACUUCUGAGCUCCUCCAUCCUUCUAAGGUUAAAUCCUAUUCUCAUGCCCGCAAAUGGGUAUUGGAAAUCCUCAAGGAAAGGCUCAGAUUCCAUGGUGAAUCAGGUGAGCCUGUGCGUGUAAUGGAUACCUUUCAGUACAUCAUGUUCUGCUUACUGGUUUUCAUGUGCUUUGGGGAUAAACUUGAUGAGAAGGUCAUUAGAGAAAUUGAAAAUGUAGAGAGAACCUUACUUGUUAGUUUCCGCUUCUUCAGUGUUCUUUCGUUCUUCCCUACAUUGGGCAAAAUCUUUUUCAGAAAUCGUUGGCAGAAAUUGCUUGAUAUGCGUCAGAGACAGGACUCUGUUAUAGGUUCUCUAAUUAGAGCCCGAAAGGAGAAGACGCAAGUGAACCCACAUGAACUCUUCGUCUCUUACAUCGAUACAAUGUUCAAUCUUCAAAUCCCAGAUGAUGAAGGGGGACGAAAGCUCACAGAACAAGAAAUGGUGACUCUUUCUUCAGAGUUUCUAAAUGCUGGUACAGACACAACAUCUACUGCGCUUCAAUGGGUCAUGGCUAAUCUGGUGAAGCACCAAGAAAUCCAAGAAAAGUUGUAUUCUGAAAUCAAAGAAGUGGUGGGUACAGGUGAAGAAGAGAUCAAAGAAGAGGAUUUGGGGAAGAUGCCUUACUUGAAAGCUGUGGUUUUGGAAGGGCUAAGGAGACACCCACCAGGCCAUUUUGUGUUGCCACAUGCUGUCACUGAAGAUAUUGUGUUGGAUGGCCAUGUUAUACCAAAGAAAGCUGCAGUGAAUUUCAUGGUUGCAGAGAUGGGAUUGGAUCCAAAGGUUUGGAAAGAGCCAAUGGAGUUUAAGCCAGAGAGGUUCUUGGGUGAUGAGGGGGAAGGGUUUGAUAUAACAGGGACUAGGGAGAUCAAGAUGAUGCCAUUUGGUGCAGGGAGGAGGAUUUGCCCGGGACUUGGGUUAGCUGUGCUGCAUCUGGAAUUUUUUGUUGCAAAUUUGAUCAGAGAUUACAAAUGGACGGCUGUUGAAGGAGUAGGUGUUGACUUGUCAGAAAAGCCAGAGUUCACAACUGUCAUGAAAAAUCCAUUGCAUGCCCACAUCUCUCCUAGGGUGAAAUAAGAUAUUGUCAUCAAUCUCAUUGAAAAAAAUUAUAUAUUUCACUUAAAAAUAUAUUAUAUUAAAAAGGCCAAGAUAUAAGAUUAAUUUUUUUUUGGGUAAGAAUUACAUAUUUUUUUAACACCUUGGUGAGUUCAAUAAGAAAACCCCUUUUUAAGUCUCA